Vespa mandarinia (Asian giant hornet) is the source of this 1401-nucleotide messenger RNA. RefSeq lists its product as uncharacterized. Gene Ontology annotation, molecular function: catalytic activity. The record is from RefSeq and is a predicted model, not a curated record. Lineage: Eukaryota; Metazoa; Arthropoda; Insecta; Hymenoptera; Vespidae.
AUGAGAGUACUUCAGGGUAACCUGUAUAGGAGCAGGACGGCGCAUCACGUUCUAGCCCAGCUUUGCUCUGAGAAAAAAGCUGAUGUUGUUCUAAUCAGCGAACAGCACCAGGACGGGGCAGAUUACGUUUGGGUGAGACAUAACUCGACGACUUAUGUCAGUGUAUAUCUCACUCCGAACGACCGGAUAGACGACUUCCAGAUCAAACUGGACGAUCUGGAAGACGCGCUGCGGGAAAUGCUAGGAGAUCUCAUUGUGGCUGGAGACCUCAAUGCCAAAGCUCACGAAUGGGGGAGGUCAGGCCGGACUCCAGAGGAAGACGUAUCAUGGAGGUGGCGUCGAGACUGGAGCUAUCAGUACUCAACACAGGAGGCCAGCCGUGACAAGUGUAAAGCGACCCCCCGGAGGAACAUUAUAAGAAUGUAUCGAGAGAGGCUGUCUUCAGUCAUAGAGGAAGGAUGGAGAUCCCAACAAAGUACUUCCUCGAGUCUAUCGCCACCCGCACAGGCCAGGUUGAUUAGCGCAGCAACCAUACAGCUCAUCCAAAAGGCUUGUGCGGUAGCGGUGCCAAAGAAUGGCGCGAAACGUUUAGCACUACGAGCGAAGAGACGCGACCACGACGCUGCUCCUUUCGCCGCCGACUAUCAAGCGGCCAAGAAAGCCCUAAAGAAGACCAUCAAGGCCAGUCAACGACCGUGCUGGUACUUCAUCGUCACUCGCAAGCUGGGGACUAACACGAAAGGGACCCCUCAGGACGCGAGGACGUUGGAUCACAUCGUGCAAACUCUAUUCCCACCACAGCCGAAGAGAGAGAUCAGCUUGGAUGCGCCCGGAAUAAGCGAGGUACCGCAAUUCACGGAAGAAGAGCUACUCAGGGCCGAAUCUUCUAUGCGGAACAAGAAAGCUCCAGGUCCAGACAGACUUCCAGCAGAAAUAAUUAAGGUCGUCGCGCAAAGUCACCCUGAGCUCUUGCUGAACAUGUAUAACACGUGCCUCAGAGGGGUCAUCUUCGCCGCUUCAUGGAAGAAAGCGAGGCUUGUGCUCAUUAGCAAGGGCAGAGGUCCAAUAGGGGCAGCUUCAUCAUACAGGCCUAUUUGUAUGCUCGAUACGGCUGGAAAACUCCUGGAGAAGCUGCUAAGGUCAAGACUGCACGCAGUCAUGAAGGCAGCGGGGUAUCUUGCCAGCCUCCAGUACGGAUUCCGAUCCGGCCUCUUCACCAUCCACGCAAUCCAGGAGGUGGUUACGGCCGCUAAAAUGAUGGAGCGACACAAUGAUCGAACUCGACCUCUGUGCCUGAUGGCCACCUUAGACGUGAGAAAUGCCUUCAACUCCGUCAGGUGGGACCUGAUAAGGGAAGCGCUCGAAUUUCGGUGUUCCGAAGUACCUACUCCGAAUCAUUGA